Messenger RNA from Zophobas morio, 5924 nucleotides. It is a transcript of the gene cut, whose product is annotated as homeobox protein cut. Gene Ontology annotation, molecular function: RNA polymerase II transcription regulatory region sequence-specific DNA binding; DNA-binding transcription factor activity, RNA polymerase II-specific. Lineage: Eukaryota; Metazoa; Arthropoda; Insecta; Coleoptera; Tenebrionidae. The transcript has 10 exons. Gene Ontology annotation, cellular component: nucleus. Bases 347 to 4606 code for a protein of 1419 amino acids. Gene Ontology annotation, biological process: regulation of transcription by RNA polymerase II. The record is from RefSeq and is a predicted model, not a curated record.
UGCACCAUGCAUGCCUUACUCCGUGACUCAGUGUUGGGAUAACAAUCCCGACGUGCACACGUGGGCUGAUAGGUCCUGAAGAGGGCAGCCGAAACUUCGCGCUUCCGAGUGACAUGUAAUUCUGCGUGCCGUGUGUGUGAGGGACAUUCGAUCAGAAGCGUGUUCGCGUGCUGCUCUUCGAUUGAUUCGAACACGCAAAUCGAAUUUUGGACGCUGGAAAGAGCAGUUUGUUGUGGUGUUAACUGUUGAGCGUGCAAACAUGUUGGAUGUGCUGGUGGAGUGACUUGCCAAGACGGCGUUCUUAGCUGAAACCCCCGCCGUGGCUGAGCUAGAGGACCGAAUCCGCAUGCAGCCUUCGGCCACGGCUUCCAUUCCGCCCAACGCGGAUAUGGACCUGCAGACGGUUCAGUCGAUGGACUGGUUGUUCAAGAAGGAAAGGUUCUAUCUUCUUGUGCAAUUCUGGCAGCAGAGGGCCACGCUGGCGGAAAAAGAAGUCACGACGCUGAAGGAACAGAUAGCUAACAAUACAACGAAUAACUGUGAGAACAAAGAGGGAAGCAAUAUGGACAGACAGACUUUCGAAAAUGAAAUUGCUGCCAAAGAUAAAGAAAUCAAUCAAUUAGUUGAAGAAGUACAAAGACUCCAGAGCACGAUAUCCAAACUGAAAGAAACCUCGAUAUCGCAGAUCACUAGCUUAGAGAAUCAAUUAGAACAGAAAAGACAGAUCAUCGGGAAGUUAGAAGCCAAAUUGGACCACCAGCGGGACUAUGAGGACAUGAAGAGGGAACUCAGUAUCCUGAGGUCGGAUCUCUCGAAUAAUCCAGAAACAACCAAAUCUAUAGACUUACUACUCGAGAAAACCAAAAACUUACAACAAAGCGAGAACAGGGUCAAAACGCCAACGCAAGAGGUCGAAGGGGUUGCAAUAAAUCCACCAAAUCAACCAGCGGAGGCCCUCUCCCCCCUGUCCCCCCAAGGUCCCCUCCCACGUCCCUUCCAGAACGUAGAGACCUUCGGUAGCAUGUUAGGCGAAGAGAUUGUGGCCAAUUGGCGCCGUAGCAUAGAGCAGAAUAAUCGUCUAAUCUCGCGAUCACCCUGUAUAGAUGUCGCGAAGACGCCAACCUCGGUCAUGGGAGUUCCCGACGCCUCGGUCACGCCCACAAACAAUGAAAAAUCGACGGCCUCGACGCCGCAACCUCCGGACUCACAACCGCCACAAUCCUCACCCGUAGAACCCAUCCUCAACGGAAACCCCAAAAGCCCCGAAGACAACAACAACCACCACGUCAGCAACAACAACAUCCCCAUGGCUACCAUGUGCGCGGUCAACAACUUCCUGCGGGGGGAGGAGGCGCUGAAGAGCCCCUACCGCUUCGAAGACCACAGGUCACCGUUUCGCUUUGCGGAAGAGCUGGGGAUGGCUCCGGGAUCCAUGGUGAGUCGACUGGGCGAGAGCUUGAUCCCCAAGGGAGAUCCCAUGGAGGCCAAACUGCAGGAAAUGUUGAGGUACAACAUGGACAAGUACGCUUCACAGAAUCUCGAUACGUUGCACAUAUCGAGGAGGGUGCGGGAGUUGUUGUCGAUACAUAAUAUAGGACAGAGGCUUUUCGCCAAGUAUAUUUUGGGUUUGUCCCAAGGGACGGUGUCGGAGUUGCUGUCCAAGCCGAAGCCCUGGGAUAAGCUCACGGAAAAAGGGAGGGACAGCUACAGGAAGAUGCACGCUUGGGCUUGUGACGAGCAGGCGAUUCUCCUCCUGAAAUCGUUGAUACCAAAGAAAGACAAUUUUUCCUCAGGCAAAGAUACAGGAAUGCCAACGUUCGGCCGUCCAGAAAACGAUCUAACCGAAGAGCGGAUAGCUCAUAUCCUAAGCGAAGCAAGCCAAUUCCAGCAGAUGAAAACACACACCGAAGACAGCCAUAGCAACGACGACUCGAAAUCGCCGCACAAUCAGUGUCUGAGUCCGUUUUCAAAGGACUCGUCGCAAAAUCGGCGACUGAAGAAAUACGAAAACGACGACAUUCCACAAGAGAAGGUUGUGAGGAUUUACCAGGAAGAGCUGGCUAAGUUGAUGGGAAGGAGGGUCGAGGAUAUGAGGAAUCCCCGGGAAGCUUUCCCUGGUAUGUUUUUCCCGCAAUUAUUUAGUGGGGGUCAGAUGGACAGGACCCAGGAAGAAAUUCGGAUGGCGUUGGAUGCCUAUCAUCGGGAAAUCCUCAAGUUGAAUCAGUCCAACCCCGGUCAAAUGCCGAACUUGGGUUUGCUGGCUCUCCAACACCAAGCCCUCGUGCAGCACCAACCCAACGGGGGCGUCCAGGAUUUAUCCCUCCCAAAAGACAAAAAAUUAAUGAACGGUGAAGAAAAAGACACCAAAGAUUCGCCAAACGAGGAUGCGUUACGGCAUUCAGGCAGCGCUUUCAGUUUAGUUAGGCCGAAAAUCGAACCCGGGACGCAACCAUCGAGCGGUUCGACAGCUUCUAGUCCUUUAGGGAACGCGAUCUUGCCGCCUGCGAUGACCCCAACUGACGAUUUCUCGGGAUCUGCGGUCGCAAGUCCCCUCCAAAGAAUGGCUUCCAUCACGAACUCCCUCAUCUCGCAACCUCCAGCCCAGCCUCACCACACCACCACCCAGCGACCCCUCAAAGCCGUCCUCCCGCCCAUCACCCAGCAACAGUUCGAUCAGUACAACAACCUCAAUACCGAAGACAUCGUGAAGAAAGUGAAAGAGCAGUUGAGUCAGUACUCGAUAAGCCAGAGACUUUUCGGUGAAUCCGUGCUGGGGCUGUCGCAAGGCUCAGUUAGCGAUCUCCUCGCGCGCCCUAAACCGUGGCACAUGUUGACCCAAAAGGGUCGCGAGCCCUUCAUCCGCAUGAAGAUGUUUCUAGAAGACGAUAACGCAGUGCACAAGCUAGUAGCGAGUCAGUACAAAAUCGCUCCAGAGAAGCUGAUGAGGACUGGGGGAUAUGGAGGAGCGGGCACUUCCAUAGGCAAACCGAUGCCUCCAACGCCGAAGAUGCUGAAUGACGCCGCGGGAAUCAUUAGCAAGAUGCAGGAGACGCAGAACCUGCUACCACCUUCAUUGCAGCUGGGACCGCCGCCAAUGAGCCAGAACCCACAGCCGCCUCCGAUGCUGCUGACGCCUCCAGGGGUGCCGCCACAUCAUGCCAUCAGCUUGCAGAACCCCGACCAUCUGAAGAAGAACCCCAGCCCGCAUGGGAUCCCGCAUUCGCCGAUGGGACAGCACCAGAGUUUGAGGAACAUGCAUCAGCACAUGUCGCCUAGCGUGUACGAAAUGGCAGCGCUGACGCAGGAUUUGGAUACGCAGGUCAUCACGACGAAGAUCAAAGAGGCGUUGCUCGCCAAUAAUAUCGGACAAAAGAUCUUCGGCGAGGCAGUCCUGGGGCUCUCCCAAGGUUCCGUCAGCGAGCUGCUUUCCAAACCCAAGCCUUGGCAUAUGCUCAGCAUCAAAGGGCGAGAACCCUUCAUCCGCAUGCAACUCUGGUUGAACGACGCCCACAACAUCGACCGCCUGCAGGCGCUCAAGAACGAACGUCGCGAGGCCAACAAGCGACGUCGCUCGUCAGGUCCCGGCGCACACGACAACAGUUCGGACACCUCGUCGAACGACACCUCCGAAUUUUACCAUUCCAACUCGCCCGGGCCUGGGCCCACCAAGAAGCAACGCGUGCUCUUCUCCGAGGAACAGAAGGAAGCGCUUCGGCUAGCCUUCGCCCUCGACCCCUACCCUAACGUGGCUACCAUCGAGUUUCUGGCGUCCGAGCUGGGAUUGUCUAGCCGUACCAUCACCAAUUGGUUCCACAAUCACCGGAUGCGAUUAAAACAGCAGGUGCCGCACGGGAUGGCGUCCGACGUUCCGCCGCGGGACCAGAGCGGGGCCCAGGGCCCCUUCGACCCCGUGCAGUUCAGGCUGUUGUUGAACCAAAGACUUUUAGAGUUAUCUAAGGAACGAAUGGGACUGAGCGGAGUCCCCUUGCCGUACCCGCCUUACCUGGCGGCCAACACGAACCUGGCGGCGCUGAUCAGCCGGGGGUUAUUACCUAGCGAAGUAGAUAUGGCGGCGUUGAACAACGCCGUCAAGGAGCAGAUGAGUGGUUUGGACCUGUCCAUGACGUCGCUGAAGCGCGAACCGGGCGACUUCGACGAUGACGACGACGUGGAGAGCAACGUGGGCUCGGAGGACUCGAAUCUCUCGGCGGGUAGUCUACUCAAGGCGGAGCCCAAGGAAGCUCCGGUCAAUCAGGGGCGGAGCUCGAGGCGAAAGCCGGCGGCGCCGCAGUGGGUCAACCCCGAUUGGCAAGAAAACGAGAAGGACAAACCCACCGGGGACGAAGUGAUAAUAAACGGAGUUUGUGUGAUGCAGACUGAGGAUUACGGGAGGAGAAGCUCGGAAGAGACGGUGAGAGUGGAACCGACGCCGGUCAUGGACCGGUUUGAGGACGACCAAAGUGACGCUUCUUCCAUUAGUAACGAUAACGAGGCGCAAAAUCAAAACGAAGAGAAGGAGACGAAGGAGGAGAACAGGAACGAAGAGGAGGUCGAGAAGCAGGAGGAGGAGAAACAGGAGACCGAAGACGAGAGGUGGGAUUAUUGACUCAGUGAUAAUAAAAGACAAAGACUUCCGAGGAAGACUCUGUAAGAUAAUAAAUUAAGUGCAAUCACGGAUAUCGAAUAAUCAUUACCCUAUUAUUUAUUGUGAUUAUCUUUUACCAUUUUUUUUUGUUAAGUUAAGGCUUUUUCUUGCCAACGAGGCACUGUUUUCGUUCUCUCCCUUUUUUAAUUCGUAGUUAUUAUAAGACUGUUACCAUUAUGUAUAUUUAGCCAAAUUAUUACAAAAACGGCUAUAAUUAUUGCAAAGCAAAAUGUUUUAAACAUUGUGAUAUUUGCUUGUUUAUUUAAACUGAGAAAACGUGUGCUUUCCAACCCCAAGAUGGCCAAAUUUGCAAUAAGUGUUAAAUUUCGUACUCUUUUCCAAAUUUUUUGUAUAUAAGGCACGUAUUAUUUAGUGUAAGGAAUUCGAAAUUGCUCCAGUUUUUCCUCUAGUCUUUCCAUAAGGGCAUCAAUUUUGUUUUGGCCAGUCAAGAUCGGCUUUCACUUGAUUUUGAAAGUUGCGUCUUUUACCGCGUUCGUUGUUAUUUUUCCAGUGGUUUUGAUCUCAUCCGGCUGGAAAUUGUCUGUUCAUACAUAGCUUUAAUUUCCAAAUAAAAAAAUUUUUAGGAUUAAUCAUGAGCAAAGAAGUUAUUGAAAAAUGCAUAUCGUUACUUGUAAGUAUUAAGAUACGAAUCCACCCAAUAGAGAAGAAUUUAAAUAAUGAUGAAUUACAAUAGUGAUGUUAUUUAUGACCCUUGUUUUCUUCCAGGACGAUAAAAUAUGGCACGAGUGCAAUAUUUUAGCGUUUCCAUUAAAAAAUUUUAAUAAGUAAGAAAUGUAUAUUUUUGGCAAUAUACAAAUUUGUGUAAUUCUUCCAUUGUAUUAUUCAAUGUAUACACAUUGUAAAAAAGUUAUUAAAAUAAAAUACGUAAUGUUCUGCUCUUACAAAAAGAAUGUUUAAAGAAUUAAGUGAGAGACAUUAUUAGCAAAAUAUGUAUAAAAAAGCACAUUUUUAAAUAACUGCAUGUAGAAUAGCGUCGUAUAGAUUUUUUUGCAGUAGAAAAAAUAUUAUAAUUUAUCGUUUCAGACACGAUAAAACGAACUUUCUGUGUAUUCUUCCUUUUUUCUUUGUUAAUUAUUUACUCGAAAUACGUGAAAGUUUGUUUUAUUACGUACGUACGUUUUUUUUAUUGUCAUAUUAUAUUUUAUAAAAUGUAGAAACUAUCAACCGUUUUAAUUAGUGAUGAUUUCUGUAUUGUAAAUAUUUACAUCAUAUCAUCCUCCUUUUGAAAUUUCUAAAUUAUACAUUUCACUGUAUUUAA